AGUGGUACUGGGAAUGCCUUCUACGACCAUGGUUUUACAGGGUGCUUGCCGUUGUUCUGGCCACAUUCUCUGUCAUUGUUGUGUGGUCAGAGUGCACCUUUUUCAGCACAAAACCAGUUUUAUCACUGUUUGCAGUUUUCAUACAGCUGGCAGAAAAGACAUAUAACUAUAUAUACAUAGAGAUGGCCUGUUUUCUUACCAUCUUUUUCCUAAGUAUCUGUGUUUACUCUACUGUCUUCAGGAUCCGUGUAUUUAACUAUUAUUACUUAGCUUCACAUCAUCAGACAGAUGCAUACAGUCUCCUUUUCAGUGGCAUGUUAUUUUGCCGUCUGACUCCACCAUUAUGCUUGAACUUUUUGGGCUUGACCCACAUGGAUGCAACAAUCUCUCACAAAAACACUCAGCCAACUGCUUAUACAUCUAUAAUGGGAUCCAUGAGAGUGCUGUCCUUCAUUGCAGAUGGAUUCUAUAUAUAUUACCCAAUGCUUGUUGUCAUUCUCUGUAUUGCCACAUACUUCAGUUUAGGAACUCGUUGUUUGAAUCUUUUGGGAUUCCAGCAGUUCAUGGGGGAUAGCGAAAUGACCUGUGGGAAAGAGCUAAUCAGAAGAGAGAAAAGAAAACGACAAAGGCAGGAAGAAGGUGAAAACCGAAGAAGGGAAUGGAAGGAGCGGUAUGGAAAUAGAGACGAUUCCACUAGAAACAGAGUUGUCCACACAGACCAAAAAGAAUCCAGUUUCUCAGAGACCAAUACCAAUAGACCGCUAUCAAAGUAUACCCGAUCAAAUGGUAGGACUGAAAGAGACAGAAUAGAACUUCUCCAGGAUGCAGAACCUUUGGAUUUUAAUGCAGACUCAAUUAAUGAUGACCCUCUUGAAUCGGACUCUGGAAGGUACCAGCCUGGUGGAAGAUACCUGUCAAUGUCUCGGAGCAAAAUAUUUGAUGAUGUCUAA
Molecule: messenger RNA, 950 nt
Organism: Nestor notabilis (Kea)
Lineage: Eukaryota; Metazoa; Chordata; Aves; Psittaciformes; Psittacidae
Product: LMBR1 domain-containing protein 2-like
Biological process (GO): adrenergic receptor signaling pathway
Cellular component (GO): membrane
Source: RefSeq, a predicted model, not a curated record